Molecule: messenger RNA, 1769 nt
Organism: Ceratosolen solmsi marchali
Lineage: Eukaryota; Metazoa; Arthropoda; Insecta; Hymenoptera; Agaonidae
Gene: ChLD3
Product: Chitin and LDLR binding deacetylase 3
Exons: 10
Coding region: 110-1669 (519 amino acids)
Biological process (GO): carbohydrate metabolic process
Cellular component (GO): extracellular region
Molecular function (GO): chitin binding; protein binding
Source: RefSeq, a predicted model, not a curated record
UUCCUUCUCGUACGUGCGCGCACUUCCGAUCGCACCUUCGACGUCGCUCGAUAAUUCCGCAGACGUUUUCUCAACGAGCAGUUGUACGCGGCUGCGAUAUCGGCACGCCAUGUCGCGCUCCUUGUUACUCGUCCUUGUCGUCCUGUGCGCUCAGAGUCUCGCAAGUAAGGUCAGUUCAAAGGAAUUGACGGACCAGCCGCCAUGUCUCGAUGACAACAAAUUCUAUAGGAAUCCGAAAAUGCAGCCUCACGUCCUAUGGUCACCAGGGGAAUGCGCAAAGUAUUACCUUUGCCUCGAUGACGAGGUUUUUGAAUUCAAAUGCUCCAACGGCCUACUCUUCGACGUCAUCAGGCAAAUUUGCGAUUUUAAGGCCAACGUUGACAAUUGUGACAUAAUUAUUGAGGCGGAGCCAUCGAAACCUUUGCUUGAAAAUGGAAAUUGUAAGGAAGGAAGUUUAGCCUGCAGCGAUGGCAAUUGCCUUUCCUCGCAUUAUUUCUGUGACGGAAAUGCUGAUUGUUCAGAUAGCUCCGAUGAGGCAUGGUGUGAUUCGCAAAAUGAUGUAAACGCUGCGUUACCCUGCGACAAGAAUCAGUGCCAACUUCCACAAUGUUGGUGUUCUACCGAUGGCACCGAAAUUCCAGGAAAUCUUUCUUCUCCUGUAAUACCUCAGAUGAUAAUGGUGACGUUCGAAGAUGCCAUCAAUUCUGAAAAUUUUGAAUUAUUUACCAAAUUAUUUAACGAGGAAAGGAAAAAUCCAAAUGGUUGUCCUAUUCGAGCAACUUUUUUUGUUAGUCAUGAGCAUACGAAUUACAGAGACGUCCAGCAUCUUUGGAAUCUUGGUCAUGAAAUUGCGAUACAUUCUGUAACUCAUCGAGAACCUCAAGAUUGGUGGAUGCAAAAUGCAACAAUCGAGGAUUGGUUUGAUGAAAUGGUUGGUGAAGCAAAUAUUAUUAACCGAUUUGCCGGAAUCAGAAUGCAAGAUAUUAAAGGUAUGAGAGUUCCCUUUCUUGGCAUUGGUUGGAAUCGUCAGUUCCUUAUGAUGUCAGAGUUUGGCUUUGUAUAUGAUUCCAGUAUUAUAGCUCCGGUAUCAAAUCCUCCAAUUUGGCCAUAUACUCUUGAUUAUAAGGCUCCUCAUGGUUGUACAGCAACUGGUCAAAUGUGUCCUACGAGAUCCUAUCAAGGAGUCUGGGAAAUUCCUAUUAAUCCACUUCUUGUAUCGGAUCAAAAUUGCCAAACAUUAGAAACUUGUCCAUUAAAUCUUACUGAUGAAGAAAUUCAUGGAGCGUUAAUGAAUAACUUUAAAGUGCAUUAUUCGAGUAACAGAGCUCCAUUGGGAUUACAUUUCCAAUCCUCGUGGAUUAAAACCCCUUCUAAUUUCCUAGCACUCUCUAAAUUCAUUGAUGACGUUCUUCGUUUAACAGAUGUGUACCUCAUUUCAAAUCAGGAUGUACUUGAAUGGAUGAGAAAUCCAACAUCUCUCGAUACUCUUCGUUCAUUUAAACCUUGGCAUUGUUUUAAUAAGAAACUUGAUUCUCAUGAAAUAGCAUGUGACUUACCAAAUACAUGUAAAUUACCAAGCAAAAUACUUAAAACGCAUAGGUAUUUGGAAACUUGUUUUGAUUGUCCAAAGCAGUACCCUUGGUUACGCAAUGAAUUUGGGCACGACUAAGCCAUUUUAGUUUAUGAAAUUACUUUACACAUUAUAUAAUUUUUAGAAAUUACUGCGCUUACAGUUAUAAUGUUAAGUCGACUGAGUACCUUACAUAGAC